AGAGCCAUGGCGACCGACCUCCGCACGCGCCUUUGCUUCAAACCCUCAAGAAAUCUCCCAAUCAUCAUCAAUGCCUAAUUUUCCUGUCACUUUCUCCGUGCCCUACCAGUCUUCUUCACACACAGUGAAACUCCCACUCUCACCAGUUCGUUGCAAAAUACUCUUGGGUGUUGAUGGUUUGGAGAGAAAGAAAGGUAGCGAAUGUGCUUUCAGUUUGAUUAAGAAGAAAUUUGAAGAUCGAGGUUUAGUAAACGAUAUUAAAGCAGGUAUUCAAGCGAGAAUUAAAGAGUAAGGGAUUCAAAUUGCCUUACAUAUAAGAGGUGUGCCGGAUGCUUUGAACCUGUUGUAGGAAAACGUGCAAAGUUAUGGCUCCCAAUCCAAGAGUUGCUAAGGCCUUCCGUGCUAUGAGAGGCCUCGGGAUCCCUGAAGAAAAAACGAAACCAGUCUUGAAGCGUCUUCUAAAAAUUUACGAUAAGAACUGGGAGCUUAUUGAAGAAGAAAAUUAUAGAGCUCUUGCAGAUGCUAUUUUUGACGAGGCGGAGGCAUGCUUUUCUGUUACUAAAUAUAGUUUUUCCUUUUAUUGCUGUCUGUUAUAUAUCAUUAUUGUCUCCAAGUUUCUGAGUGGUAUCUUUUUCCAGGCAGAAGAACAGAAGAAAAAAGUUGAAAAUACUGAAGCGGAACAGAAAAAAAUACUUGAGCAAGCUGAACGAAUGAAAGCUAUUGAAGAGGAAACACAAAUUCAAGAAGAGGCAGAAAGACCUUUAAAGCGACUACGUCUAAGACACCAAGACGGUCAAGCUUCACCCUCCAGCAUCAACCCCGGCACUAAUUCAAGCGAAACUUUACUGAAAAGGCCAAAAUUAGAGGUUGACGAGCUUCUUGAUGGUCAACCCCAGCUUCAAUCAACAACAGUAACAGAGCCUGUCAGAAGGAAUGAUUCCCAGCCUGUUUCACCUCUAAAUCGAGUUAGGAACAAGGGGAAACAACCCAUUUUGUCAAAUGCAUCGGGACGACUAGACGGAUCUGGUGUGUCUCAAUCAGUAGAUAUCGAGAGAACUCACCCAGUUGUGGCAGAUGCAACUCAUUCUGAUUCAGAUAUUCUUUCAAGGAAUCCCAAAGGCAAAGGGAAGGAACAUCUUUCCCCACAGAGUGCUCGUCGAGAAAAUAUAUUAACUUCGGAUAAGCCAUCCCUUGCAGUGCGCUUUAAAGAGCCAAAGGUUGAACCAGGGAUUGAUAUUAUGCCCAAACAAAAGGGUCUUGCUUUAAUAAAACCAAAAGAUGAGCCACUGACAGAUGACCCACCUCGUCCCCGGUUUGAGGUUCCGCUUGCAGUGAUUUUUCCAGACUCGUUGGCCAAUGGAGAUACUUCAACCGAAACUGAAAGUAAUCUGAUCAGAGAACCUGAUUUUCUGCCCUUGACAACGGAAUCUGCCGAAAAUGAGGAUUUAAACAACUGUGUUCAAGAAACGUUAACAAGUGGUCGUGAGCUCAUAAACAUUUUAGAUGAAUCAAAUGCUAAGUUAGAUAUUGCUUCUUCAUCCUCUGGGGAGAUCAAACUUGUUUUGAGUUGUAACCCUGCUCAUGGAAAGCCUAAACUAUCUGUCCCAAAUGUAGAUGCUGUUUUGAAAAUAAUGGAAGAUAAGUGUUUGAAUUCAUACAAAGUUCUGGACCCAAACUUUUCCGUGAAGAAACUGAUGAACGAUAUGUGUGAAUGCCUUCUCAAUCUUGGAUCUGAUUCCACCAAUGAACCACCAAAUGCUAGACCACCUACGGAUUCAUCAGAAGCAUGUGCAGAUGUCAAAGAUUCAGUCAGUACCAAAGGCGGGCUUGAGGCGGGUAUGCUUCAAAUGCCAAAACUAUCCCCGCCUUCUAAUGGGAACGAUAACGACAAGCAAAUAGAGCAAAAUGGAUUCGAGAAUAUGGAGUCGGAAAGUCUGGUGAUAGUAGUCAACAAUCAUUCAACUCCUGAUGAUACAACGUCUUUUGAUGAUGCGAACGACAUAGCUAAAGGACAAGAAAGUCUGAUAAUUUCAUUGGUCAAUGAAGUCAACAGUGAGUGUCCUCCAUCUUUCCAUUACAUGCAUCGGAAUGCAGUUUUCCAGAAUGCUUAUGUUAACUUUUCACUGGCUCGUAUUGGGGAUGACAACUGUUGUCCAAAUUGUUUCGGUGACUGUCUAACAUCAUCGACACCUUGUCUCUGUGCAUUGCAAAGUGGGGGUGAAUUUGCUUAUACAACCGAGGGCCUUGUCAAGGAGGAUCUUAUAGACGAGUGUAUAAAAAUGAAUCGUGAUCCUCAAAACCGUUGUUUGUUAUAUUGCAAGGAAUGCCCACUAGAACGAUCGAAAAAUGAGGAGAUUUUAGAACCUUGCAAAGGUCACGUAGAGAGGAGUUUCAUUAAGGAAUGUUGGCUGAAGUGUGGCUGCAAUAAACAGUGCGGUAAUCGAGUUGUGCAGCGUGGAAUUAAACAUAAAUUACAGGUGUUCAUGACAGCUGAAGGAAAAGGGUGGGGUCUUCGCACCCUUGAGGACCUACCAAAAGGUGCAUUCAUAUGUGAAUAUGUUGGAGAAGUGUUAACCAACAUGGAACUUUAUAAUAGAGUUUCACAAAAUUCCAACAAAAAUGAAUAUGCACAUCCAGUAUUGCUUGAUGCUGAUUGGGGUGCAGAGAGUGAAUUGAAAGAUGAAGAAGCUCUUUGUUUGGAUGCCACACAUUAUGGAAAUGUGGCUAGAUUCAUCAAUCAUAGGUGUUUCGAUCCAAAUUUGGUUGAGAUCCCAGUGGAAGUGGAGAAUCCCGAUCGGCAUUACUAUCAUCUUGCUUUCUUCACUACAAGAAAAGUGAAAGCUUUUGAAGAGUUAACUCGGGAUUAUGAUAUUGAUUUUGAUGAUGAUCAACAUCCUGUCAAGGCAUUUGAGUGCAGAUGUGGUAGUCGAUUCUGCCGUAGCAUAAAACCUUCCAGUAGAUCUAGAAAAAGAAGGUGAAGUUGAAACUAAGGAGUUGCUGUAAUCUGAACGAGCCAGCAUGAGUUGACUCAAUUUUUCUAAAAUCUCUAAUAGCUUUUGGUUACUCAUUCUUGGAUGCUAUGAUAUUUGAUGUUGCCUGAUUCGGUUUAAAUCGGAACUUAUGUAGUUGAAAUGUUGGAUAUCAAGUGUGAAUCAUUUCUUGGAAU
Messenger RNA from Cynara cardunculus var. scolymus (artichoke), 3166 nucleotides. RefSeq names its product probable inactive histone-lysine N-methyltransferase SUVR2. The transcript has 12 exons. Gene Ontology annotation, molecular function: histone methyltransferase activity; protein binding; zinc ion binding. Gene Ontology annotation, cellular component: nucleus. Bases 366 to 2978 code for a protein of 870 amino acids. Lineage: Eukaryota; Viridiplantae; Streptophyta; Magnoliopsida; Asterales; Asteraceae. The record is from RefSeq and is a predicted model, not a curated record.